AUGGAAGCCGAAACGCUGCUCAACGAUGCGCUACCGAGCAAGGUGCUCGUGCCAAGUGACGAGCAGUACGGAAUGUCCAACAGCGCCUACUUCACCGUGUUCGAAAGCGACCUAAAACCCGCUUUCAUUGCGCAGCCUACGACUCCUGCAGAAGUCAGUCGCAUCCUUCAGGCACUCAACCCUCUUCUUGAGCAGCAGCUCAUUUCAAUUGCUGUUCGCGGUACUGGGCAUACACCAUUUGCUGGCAGCGCGAACAUCGCGGGUGGCGUGACAGUGGACAUGCGGGGUCUCAAGGGCAUUGCGCUGAGCGAUGACAAGUCGACUGUCGAGAUCGGCGUUGGCGAGAAGUGGGCGUCGAUCUACACCGAGCUCGAAAAGCACGGUUUGACUACGGCAGGCGGGAGAGUUGGGAGAGUUGGUGUGGGCGGACUCGUCCUUGGUGGUAGGGUCGCCUGUCCAUUUCCGCUGAACACUGUUGACAAUCUCGCAGGCGGAUUGUCGUUCUACUCCACUCGCAAGGGAUUCGCGUGUGAUUCUGUGACAGAAUUCGAGGUCGUGCUCGCAUCCGGUGACGUUGUUCGCGCAAACAACGAGGAGAACCAUGACCUUUGGAUUGCGCUUCGUGGCGGCUUGAACAACUUUGGGAUCGUCACUUCCGUGAAGAUGCGCACCUUUGAAGCGAGCAAGUUGUGGGGUGGCGUCGCUUACUACAUGCCCGACACGUUCAGCCAGCUCGCAGAAGCGACCGUCAACUUCGUCAACAACGAGAGCGACGAGGAUACACAUAUCAUGUCGAGCGCCGGCUACGGCUACGGACACCGAGUCGUCACUUGCUGCCUGUAUCACACCAAGGGCAUGGAAAAUCCUCCAUCGCUGCAGCCGUUUACAUCACUAUCUGGGCGCAUCGAACAGCACGGUACCUUAAGGACUGGUACACAUAUGCAGUUUUGCGACGAGCUCUCCAAGUUUACGCAAGACGGCGUGCGGUCAUUCUACGCCACAAUAACCGUAAAGCCAGAUGUGUCUCUUAUGAAAGGCAUCCACGACAAGUGGGUAGAAGUACUAGAGGCGUUGAAAGGCGCAGAUGGCUUCAUCUUCUCUCUCGGCUUCUUCCCAAUGACCAAAGCCAUGUUUGUCAACUCACGCGAUGCGGGAGGAAAUGCAAAAGGAAUUGAUCCUGAGGACGGGCCUUUGCUUAUCAUGAUGCUGAAUCCAACAUGGAAUUCGUUCGCAGAUGAUGAACGCAUUCACGAUGGUGUCGAAAGGUUGUUGGCGAUGAGCAGGUUGAUGGCUGACGAGAAGGGUCUUCUCCAUCGCUACGUCUUCACAAAUUACGCGUACUACAAGGAAAAUGUGUUCAAGGGAUAUGGAGAGAAGAGUUUGGCUGCGCUUCGGGAGACCAGUCGGAAGUUUGACCCCAAAGGCAUUUUCCAAACUGCAGUUCCUGGUGGCUUCAAGCUGGCUAGUGGGUCACAUUAG
This is a messenger RNA of Parastagonospora nodorum SN15, 1479 nucleotides long. RefSeq lists its product as hypothetical. Bases 1 to 1479 code for a protein of 492 amino acids. NCBI's taxonomy places the organism in Eukaryota, Fungi, Ascomycota, Dothideomycetes, Pleosporales, Phaeosphaeriaceae. Gene Ontology annotation, molecular function: FAD binding. The transcript has a single exon. The record is from RefSeq and is a predicted model, not a curated record.